This is a messenger RNA of Homalodisca vitripennis (glassy-winged sharpshooter), 894 nucleotides long. Its product is annotated as mucin-2-like. The transcript has 2 exons. The coding region runs from base 114 to 872 and encodes 252 amino acids. The record is from RefSeq and is a predicted model, not a curated record. Lineage: Eukaryota; Metazoa; Arthropoda; Insecta; Hemiptera; Cicadellidae.
CUUUCAAGACAAAAGAUACCAGUCACAGGUAAAUGUGUGCACUUUCAGUUUGAGAUCCUAUAAUGUGAGAGUCACCGCAGACUUGGGUGUGUCACCUCCCACCGUAGGCCACCAUGUACUCCCGAACUUCCCCGAUCAUCCUAACUCUACUUUGUGUGAUUGUUCUGUGUCAAGGACGAAGUUUGGAUGGUAUUCAACAAAAAGUUCCGAGAGGUCGAAGUCACUUUCUAAAAGAUAAGGCACCAACCGGUACACCAUCCGCAGACACAACCCUACCACCGACCCCCACUACAGAUACCACACCUCCAUCAUUAGUUUCAUUUUCAACUGAUCCAACUGCCGCUUCUGAACGAAUAGGAUCAAGUUCUAACCCAAUCUCAGGAAACUCUGAAAGUCCAAGUUCGAAUCAGCCCACUGCUACGUCGGCAAUACCAAUAUACUCAACCGACCCGACAGGUAAAACUGGUACUUCCGAAGAACCAACUUCAAUUCAACCUUCAACUACCGGCGGACCAGUUCCAACCACUGGCAUACCAACUUCGACAACUGGUAGACCAACUACUGGAGGACCAAUACCAACCACUGGUGGGCCAAUCCCAAGUACCGGUGGACCAGUUCCAACCACUGGCAAACCAAGUUCUUCAACUGGUAGACCAACUACUGGAGGACCAAUACCAACUACUGGUGGGCCAAUCCCAACUACUAACGGACCGACUCCAACUACUGGUGGAACAUCUCCAACUACAAGAAUUCCAAUCACAACUACCCAAACACCUCUGUCAACUCCGGAAUUCACAUCAACGGAACCGACUACUACCACUCCUACACCUUCACAAACUCCCUUAUUUACAUACCCUACUCCUAUGGAAUAAAACAGAUCUCUUUUACAACUGA